Messenger RNA from Rana temporaria (common frog), 4037 nucleotides. RefSeq names its product hornerin-like. NCBI's taxonomy places the organism in Eukaryota, Metazoa, Chordata, Amphibia, Anura, Ranidae. The record is from RefSeq and is a predicted model, not a curated record. The coding region runs from base 51 to 4037 and encodes 1328 amino acids. The transcript is spliced from 93 exons.
UAAAGAAAGACACUUCAAAUCUACAGUGACAUCCCAAGCAAGAGGAUACAAUGCAAUUUGUGUGGAUGAUGUGUUCUCUACUACUCUGGUGUGCCUUGGCAGACUCCCAGGGUAAUAGUUCUAGUUACCCCACAGGCAACCAAGGUGGCCAGGCUUCUGGUUAUGGUGCCGGCACAAACCAACAAGGUUCCCCACCUUCUGGUUCUGAUGCCAACACAAAACAAGAAAACUCCCAGGGUAAUGGUUCUGGUUACCCCACAAUCAACCAAGAAUCCCCACCUUCUGGUUCUGAUGCCAACACAAACCAAGAAAGUUCCCCAGCUUCUGGUUCUGAUGCCAACACAAAACAAGAAAGUUCCCAGGGUUCUGGUUCUGAUGUCGACACAAACCAACAAAGUUCCCAGGAUUCUGGUUCUGAUGUCGACACAAACCAACAAAACUCCCAGGGUAAUAGUUCUAGUUACCCCACAGGCAACCAAGGUUCCCCACUUUCUGGUUCUGAUGCCAACACAAACCAAGAAAACUCCCAGGGUAAUAGUUCUAGUUACCCCACAGGCAACCAAGGUUCCCAGGGUUCUGGUUCUGAUGUCGACACAAACCAACAAAACUCCCAGGGUAAUAGUUCUAGUUACCCCACAGGCAACCAAGGUUCCCCACCUUCUGGUUCUGAUGCCAACACAAACCAAGAAAGUUCCCAGGGUUCUGGUUAUGAUGUCGACACAAACCAACAAAACUCCCAGGGUAAUAGUUCUAGUUACCCCACAGGCAACCAAGGUUCCCCACCUUCUGGUUCUGAUGUCGACACAAACCAACAAAACUCCCAGGGUAAUAGUUCUAGUUACCCCACAGGCAACCAAGGUUCCCCACCUUCUGGUUCUGAUGCCAACACAAACCAAGAAAGUUCCCCACCUUCUGGUUCUGAUGCCAACACAAACCAAGAAAGUUCCCAGGGUUCUGGUUAUGAUGUCGACACAAACCAACAAAACUCCCAGGGUAAUAGUUCUAGUUACCCCACAGGCAACCAAGGUUCCCCACCUUCUGGUUCUGAUGCCAACACAAACCAAGAAAGUUCCCAGGGUUCUGGUUAUGAUGUCGACACAAACCAACAAAACUCCCAGGGUAAUAGUUCUAGUUACCCCACAGGCAACCAAGGUUCCCCACCUUCUGGUUCUGAUGCCAACACAAACCAAGAAAGUUCCCAGGGUUCUGGUUAUGAUGUCGACACAAACCAACAAAACUCCCAGGGUAAUAGUUCUAGUUACCCCACAGGCAACCAAGGUUCCCCACCUUCUGGUUCUGAUGCCAACACAAACCAAGAAAGUUCCCAGGGUUCUGGUUAUGAUGUCGACACAAACCAACAAAACUCCCAGGGUAAUAGUUCUAGUUACCCCACAGGCAACCAAGGUUCCCCACCUUCUGGUUCUGAUGCCAACACAAACCAAGAAAGUUCCCAGGGUUCUGGUUAUGAUGUCGACACAAACCAACAAAACUCCCAGGGUAAUAGUUCUAGUUACCCCACAGGCAACCAAGACUCCCAGGGUAAUAGUUCUAGUUACCCCACAGGCAACCAAGGUUCCCCACCUUCUGGUUCUGAUGCCAACACAAACCAAGAAAGUUCCCAGGGUUCUGGUUCUGAUGUCGACACAAACCAACAAAACUCCCAGGGUAAUAGUUCUAGUUACCCCACAGGCAACCAAGGUUCCCCACCUUCUGGUUCUGAUGCCAACACAAACCAAGAAAGUUCCCCGGCUUCUGGUUCUGAUGCCAACACAAAACAAGAAAGUUCCCAGGCUUCUGGUUCUGAUGUCGACACAAACCAACAAAACUCCCAGGGUAAUAGUUCUAGUUACCCCACAGGCAACAAAGGUUCCCCACCUUCUGGUUCUGAUGCCAACACAAACCAAGAAAGUUCCCAGGGUUCUGGUUCUGAUGUCGACACAAACCAACAAAACUCCCAGGGUAAUAGUUCUAGUUACCCCACAGGCAACCAAGGUUCCCCACUUUCUGGUUCUGAUGCCAACACAAACCAAGAAAGUUCCCAGGGUUCUGGUUCUGAUGUCGACACAAACCAACAAAACUCCCAGGGUAAUAGUUCUAGUUACCCCACAGGCAACCAAGGUUCCCCACCUUCUGGUUCUGAUGCCAACACAAACCAAGAAAGUUCCCAGGGUUCUGGUUCUGAUGUCGACACAAACCAACAAAACUCCCAGGGUAAUAGUUCUAGUUACCCCACAGGCAACCAAGACUCCCAGGGUAAUAGUUCUAGUUACCCCACAGGCAACCAAGGUUCCCCACCUUCUGGUUCUGAUGUCGACACAAACCAACAAAACUCCCAGGGUAAUAGUUCUAGUUACCCCACAGGCAACCAAGGUUCCCCACCUUCUGGUUCUGAUGCCAACACAAACCAAGAAAGUUCCCCACCUUCUGGUUCUGAUGCCAACACAAACCAAGAAAGUUCCCAGGGUUCUGGUUAUGAUGUCGACACAAACCAACAAAACUCCCAGGGUAAUAGUUCUAGUUACCCCACAGGCAACCAAGGUUCCCCACCUUCUGGUUCUGAUGCCAACACAAACCAAGAAAGUUCCCAGGGUUCUGGUUAUGAUGUCGACACAAACCAACAAAACUCCCAGGGUAAUAGUUCUAGUUACCCCACAGGCAACCAAGGUUCCCCACCUUCUGGUUCUGAUGCCAACACAAACCAAGAAAGUUCCCAGGGUUCUGGUUAUGAUGUCGACACAAACCAACAAAACUCCCAGGGUAAUAGUUCUAGUUACCCCACAGGCAACCAAGGUUCCCCACCUUCUGGUUCUGAUGCCAACACAAACCAAGAAAGUUCCCAGGGUUCUGGUUAUGAUGUCGACACAAACCAACAAAACUCCCAGGGUAAUAGUUCUAGUUACCCCACAGGCAACCAAGGUUCCCCACCUUCUGGUUCUGAUGCCAACACAAACCAAGAAAGUUCCCAGGGUUCUGGUUCUGAUGUCGACACAAACCAACAAAACUCCCAGGGUAAUAGUUCUAGUUACCCCACAGGCAACCAAGGUUCCCCACCUUCUGGUUCUGAUGCCAACACAAACCAAGAAAGUUCCCAGGGUUCUGGUUAUGAUGUCGACACAAACCAACAAAACUCCCAGGGUAAUAGUUCUAGUUACCCCACAGGCAACCAAGGUUCCCCACCUUCUGGUUCUGAUGCCAACACAAACCAAGAAAGUUCCCAGGGUUCUGGUUCUGAUUUCGACACAAACCAACAAAACUCCCAGGGUAAUAGUUCUAGUUACCCCACAGGCAACCAAGGUUCCCCACCUUCUGGUUCUGAUGCCAACACAAACCAAGAAAGUUCCCAGGGUUCUGGUUCUGAUUUCGACACAAACCAACAAAACUCCCAGGGUAAUAGUUCUAGUUACCCCACAGGCAACCAAGGUUCCCCACCUUCUGGUUCUGAUGCCAACACAAACCAAGAAAAUUCCCAAGGUAAUGGAUAUGGUUCCAAUUCAAACAAGCAAGAUUCCCAGGGUAAUGGUUAUGGUUCCAAUUCAAACAAGCAAGAUUCCCAAGGUAAUGGAUAUGGUUCCAAUUCAAACAAGCAAGAUUCCCAGGGUAAUGGAUAUGGUUCCAAUUCAAACAAGCAAGGUGCCCAGGCUUCUGGUGAAAAAACAAACAAACACGGUGGCCAGGCUUCUGGUGGCAAAAAAAAUGAACAAGAUUCCCAGGGUAAUGGUUCUGGUGGCAAAACAAAGGAACACGGUGGCCAGGCUUCUGGUGGCAAAAAAAAUGAACAAGAUUCCCAGGGUAAUGGUUCUGGUGGCAAAACAAAGGAACACGAUUCCCCGGCUUCUGGUUCUGGUGGCAAAUUAAAGGAACACGAUUCCCAGGGUAAUGGUUCUGGUGGCAAAACAAAGGAACACGGUGGCCAGGCUUCUGGUGGCAAAAAAAAGGAACACGGUAAGUGUUCUGCAUACUUUUCAAUGCCAGUGAUUCAGAAAAUAUUGACUGCUAGUCUGUGGCAGCUGAAUAUGAUCAGCUUAGACCUUGACUGA